CCGCACAAAGUCUCUCCCAGGGUUCGCAGCUGACUAGAAGGCUAAACACAGUCACAACCCACUGCGCACAGGCGUUCCUCAUUCUCUUCCACAAAAUGGCGGCACCCUGUGGGACUAGUUGGUAAAGGCCACGGAAACUGAGAGCAGAUUAGAAAGGAAGGGUACUUUCCUUUUCACAUAGGCGUGAACACAGCAGGAAUUGCCUACUUCGUUACCGUGACCAGAUUCGUGAAUGUGAUACUGGCGUCGAGGACCAGCGGAGAGUGGUACAGACGAAACCCUACCCACUUUUCACCGGGCCUCCAGGACUGACGACUAUACAGUAAAACCAGGAACUUCCUUGUGAAACCGACGGAACUGCCUUGUAAACCAGACGUCUUUGGACUUCAGAAGCACAGGAUCACUGCUGUUGGACUGACGAUGGCAGCGAACGCGUGUAUCAAGUGCUGGUUCGUUUUCGUCAACUCUCUCUUCCUGGCUAUCGGCGCUGCUGUGGUCGGAUUGGGGAUCUGGGUCUUGGUGGAUAAGACAACCACCGUCCCCGGAGUGGACACCGUUAUUGGGUACUUCAGGACAAAUGCCAUCCUGACGUACAUCUCCAUGGGCGUGGGCGGUCUCAUGUUUCUGGUUGGUCUGAUCGGCACCAUCGGUGGAUGUAAAGACAGCACGUGCCUUCUCAAAUUGUUCUUGUCCAUUGCCAUCCUGCUCUUCCUCGUCCAGCUCGCCAUUGUUCUCAUUCUGGCGGUUCCCCAGAUUCUGGCACUGUAUCUGGUUCCCUACUUCAAGUUGGCUUGGAUCGCCCCCGGGAACGAAGCAACAAGAGAUCUCAUCCAAUUGGAGUUGAAGUGCUGCGGAUUUACCGAUGCCUCGGAGUACACUUCUAUCCCCAACUCCUGCAUGUCCAGCACAACCGGCACUCCUGCCACAACCGCCGCUGCAGCCACGACCGCCACCGCAGCCACGGCCGCCACUGCGGGCACUGUGGGCCCCACUGCGACCACGGCCACAGGCUCCAACUAUUACACUGAUGGAUGCUACGACAAACUGAACGCCUGGUUUCAGUCGAUCGCCAUGUACUUCUACAUAGCGGCGGGAGUCCUGCUCGCUUUAGAGCUGUGGCAGAUGAUCUCCGUCUGCUGCCUGACCAGCGGCAUCAACAAGGAGCGGAGGGUGGGGGACGCCGACAUGCAGAUGUACCCACCGCCGGGACGUACUAGACCGAAUUACAACCGGCCCAUGUAUUAGGCAGAAAACAACAGCAACAACACCCAGAGCACAACAUACUGAACACCAUUCCUGGCGUAACAAGGAUACUACAGACGGUUGCUGAUCAGUAUUUAGAGCUGCUUACGUUGAGGCAUAUACCUUCCACCAUCUCAACAGUGUAACAUAUCACUAAAAACGAAAGAUAAACUACUUCACGUUUAUCUAGCUAUAGUCGACAACUUUUCAGGUGUAAGACAUAUGAGGUAGUGGCAAAUUUGUUGGUAUAUGUACAUUUCAAUAGAUUCAUUUGACUUAAUCAAGACCUAAAGGGGAAGAGUGUGCAUGAAAAUGUUAUUAAUUAAUCAGAUCAAUUCAAGAUGAUAUUAUACAUAUGACUUAGUUAUUCGUGAUUUUCUUCAGUAUAUACAAAAUUACGAUAUGUCUAUCGCCAUACCCCGUACUUUAGCUCCAGAUGUAGUAUUUACCUGAUUGAUGUUGCAUAAAUUACUUCUCCUAAACGAGGAAAUGAUACGGAAUUUGUAACUACUAAUAUUUUAUUUGCUUGACAUGUGGUUUAGCGUGUCUGUUUCAUUGACUGGACAAAACUACGCCUUCAGUACAAGGUGAUAACGAAUCUCAUAUCACGGAGUUUUUAAUGAAAAUAAUUUUCCAGAUCUACAUGCCGUUUGUACAUAUCUCUAGCGAAAUAGUUUAUUUGUAAGUACAAAUGUAUAUAAGAGGUAGUUUACUAUAUCAACGAUUUCUUUCUUGUGGACCUACAGUUCACUUGUCUGUCGCCACAUUUAGCUGGCGCUUUUGUUAACUGUCUGGAAUACAUGUACACGCUUAUAUUCCUACUGUAACUAAGUUGUCUUGUGGUUGCUGGAACCAUCCUACAGUGACAGGUACAAUUAUGUACAACCAUAUUGUUACAUUGAGGUAGAUAAUGUGUGUCUUGUUAUUGUGAUAUAACCGAUACAUUUUGCUGUUUGAUGCUUGCGCAUGAUGAAAUACAUGGAUUGAAUCCGAAAAU
Messenger RNA from Branchiostoma floridae (Florida lancelet), 2239 nucleotides. RefSeq names its product CD82 antigen-like. The transcript has 12 exons. Lineage: Eukaryota; Metazoa; Chordata; Leptocardii; Amphioxiformes; Branchiostomatidae. The record is from RefSeq and is a predicted model, not a curated record. Gene Ontology annotation, cellular component: membrane. Bases 421 to 1245 code for a protein of 274 amino acids.